This is a messenger RNA of Wyeomyia smithii (pitcher-plant mosquito), 690 nucleotides long. RefSeq lists its product as uncharacterized. Gene Ontology annotation, molecular function: nucleic acid binding. NCBI's taxonomy places the organism in Eukaryota, Metazoa, Arthropoda, Insecta, Diptera, Culicidae. The record is from RefSeq and is a predicted model, not a curated record. The coding region runs from base 1 to 690 and encodes 229 amino acids. The transcript has a single exon.
AUGUACGAUAUGUUCCGGUCUCAGCUGUUUAAGCACAAGCUGGACGAUUUCUGUUCAAAGGCAGCCAUAGACUGGCACCUGAUCCCGCCUAACGCUCCACACUUCGGCGGAUUAUGGGAGGCAGGUGUACGAUCUGCCAAAUAUCAUCUUAAGCGCAUAAUAGGGACGGCUAAUCUAAAUUUUGAAGAGUAUGCAACCGUUCUUGCGCGCAUCGAAGCCGUUCUAAAUUCGAGACCGAUUACACCAAUGUCGGUAAACCCUAACGACGUCGCGCCUUUAACCCCUGGGCACUUUUUAGUGGGACGACCUUUAACGGAUAUUGCUGAGCCCGAUGUCACCGAUCGCAAAGAAUCAACACUCUCCCGUUGGCAGCGACAAACGCAAAUGGUGCAACAUUUCUGGCGUCGAUGGUCAAACGACUAUAUUACGACAUUGCAGAAUCGCAACAAAUGGCACGAACGUUAUCCAGUGAAGGAGAAUCAAAUGGUCAUCGUACGUGAAGACAAUCUCCCUACCAUGCAAUGGAAACUCGCCAGGAUCAGUAACGUCAUUCCGGGCCCGGACGGUCUAGUGCGAGUUGUGGACGUCCGUGUAGGCAAUAAGCUGUUCCGACGACCAAUUGCCAAGCUGUGCCUUCUACCAAUAGCAGACAACUUCCCAUCGGCCGACAACGAUUAUAAAAAUGAUUGA